Molecule: messenger RNA, 1514 nt
Organism: Pogoniulus pusillus (Red-fronted tinkerbird)
Lineage: Eukaryota; Metazoa; Chordata; Aves; Piciformes; Lybiidae
Gene: BUD23
Product: BUD23 rRNA methyltransferase and ribosome maturation factor
Exons: 12
Coding region: 15-860 (281 amino acids)
Biological process (GO): rRNA (guanine-N7)-methylation
Cellular component (GO): nucleolus
Molecular function (GO): rRNA (guanine) methyltransferase activity
Source: RefSeq, a predicted model, not a curated record
CGUCAGGCGGCGGCAUGGCGGGCGGCGGGCGGCGGCCCGAGCACCGCGGGCCUCCCGAGCUGUUUUACGAUGAGGCCGAGGCGCGGAAGUACACUCAGAACUCCCGGGUGGUGGAGAUCCAGUCGCAGAUGUCGGAGCGAGCUGUGGAGCUGCUGGGAUUGCCCGAGGACCGGCCGUGCCUCCUCCUGGACGUGGGCUGUGGCUCUGGGCUGAGUGGGGAUUACAUCUCUGAAGAGGGUCACUACUGGAUUGGCAUGGACAUCAGCUCAGCCAUGCUGGAUGUGGCUCUGGAGAGGGAGGUGGAAGGAGACCUUCUCCUUGCAGACGUGGGUCAUGGCAUUCCCUUCAGGCCUGGCAUGUUUGAUGGCUGUAUCAGUAUUUCUGCAGUGCAGUGGCUUUGUAAUGCUGAUAAGAAGUCACACAGCCCACCAAAGCGCCUCUAUCGAUUCUUCUCCACUCUAUAUAGUGCCUUGGCCCGAGGAUCCCGAGCCGUCCUGCAGCUGUAUCCUGAGAACCCAGAACAGCUGGAGCUCAUCACAGCCCAAGCCAUGAGGGCUGGCUUUACUGGGGGCAUGGUGGUAGAUUACCCCAACAGUGCCAAAGCCAAGAAGUUCUUCCUCUGUCUCUUUGUUGGGACAUCUGGCACAUUACCAAAGGGCCUUGGUACUGAGUGUGCUGCUGAAGAGGUGCACCAGGCAAAGUUCACCAAUGAGAGGACGCGGUUCAGAAACGCCAAGGGCAAGUCCGUGAAGAAAAGCAGAGACUGGAUCCUGGAGAAGAAGGAGCGCAGGCGGCGACAGGGCAGGGAGGUGCGAGCAGACACCAAAUACACAGGCCGGAAGCGUCGUCCUCGCUUCUGAACUGUUCUGGACACUGCUGGCCUGGAGGAUGGUCUGGUGCUCCUUCCAGCAAGCUGCCUGUGGAUGGCACAGAUGGACAUGCCAGGCCUGGGACUGACCAUUGUAGCUCUCAAAGGUGUAAACUGGCUCAGAUGCUGCCCAACGACAAAGCUUCCAGCCCUGUUUCCCUGGUGAAGGUAGGGUGUCAGCCAGUGCACUGGCCACUUGGUGUCUGCAUUGCUUAUUUUCCUGUGACUGCUGUGAGCCACCUGGAGCUCCAGGUGAGCCAGAACAUUAGGUCCUAUAGCCUCACUAAACAGUCAACAAGUCAGAAGUGUUGCUGUGUCCUGCCCUCAGCACAGAGGUAGGAAUGUAGCACCCUGCCAGCUUCCCCUCUGCCUGCAGGCAGGAGGCAGGCAGCACAAAGGUGUGUGGCCCAUAAGGGCAGACCUUCCUCCUGGCAGAGGUGUUACUCCUUUGGUGGGUGCUUCUCAUCAGGCCCACCCUGUAUAUGCUCAUAUGAUGCUGAUGUCUACAUCCUCUACAUCCCCAUCCUGCUUCCCCAGCACCUCCUCCCUUCCCCUGAAACAGUGAGGUGCCAGCUAGAGCUUUACAGUUACAAAUGUUUAUUCUACAUAAAAAUUCCACAAAAUGGGAAGCUGUUUUGCACCCAAA